Molecule: messenger RNA, 1464 nt
Organism: Chanos chanos (milkfish)
Lineage: Eukaryota; Metazoa; Chordata; Actinopteri; Gonorynchiformes; Chanidae
Gene: glulb
Product: glutamate-ammonia ligase (glutamine synthase) b
Exons: 7
Coding region: 89-1207 (372 amino acids)
Cellular component (GO): cytoplasm
Molecular function (GO): glutamine synthetase activity
Source: RefSeq, a predicted model, not a curated record
GGGAUCGAUCUCCUGAAAUUCCCUGGAAACAAUACCAGUCGCAUCCUGAUUGUUUUUUAGUAUUUGAAGAGUCACUAUAGCCACGAAAAUGGCCAUGUCGUCCAGCGCCAAGCUGUCCAAGGUUGUUAAGCAGCAGUAUAUGGACCUGCCUCAAGGAGAUAAGGUCCAAGCCAUGUACAUCUGGAUUGAUGGCACAGGAGAAGGACUGAGGUGCAAAACCAGAACUUUGGACUCUGAACCCAAAACCAUCGAGGAUCUCCCCGAGUGGAACUUUGAUGGCUCCAGCACCUAUCAGUCUGAAGGCUCCAACAGUGACAUGUACCUGAUCCCUUGUGCCAUGUUCAGGGACCCAUUCAGAAAGGACCCCAACAAGCUGGUCUUGUGUGAGGUUCUUAAAUACAACCGUAAACCAGCAGAAACCAACUUCCGUAAGACAUGCAGGAAGAUCAUGGACAUGGUAGAAAACCAGCAUCCGUGGUUUGGCAUGGAACAAGAAUACACAUUACUGGGAACAGAUGGACACCCCUUUGGGUGGCCUUCAAAUGGUUUCCCAGGUCCCCAAGGUCCUUAUUACUGUGGUGUUGGAGCAGACAAGGCAUAUGGUCGGGAUGUUGUUGAGGCCCAUUACAGAGCCUGUCUGUACGCUGGAGUUAAAAUCUGUGGCACUAAUGCUGAAGUCAUGCCUGCUCAGUGGGAAUUCCAGGUAGGUCCUUGUGAAGGCAUCGACAUGGGAGACCAUUUAUGGGUGGCCCGGUUCAUCUUGCACAGGGUUUGUGAAGACUUUGGCGUUGUGGUCUCCUUUGACCCCAAGCCCAUCCCAGGGAACUGGAAUGGAGCAGGCUGUCACACCAACUUCAGCACAAAAGCAAUGCGUGAAGAGAACGGACUUCAGCACAUUGAGGAGGCCAUUGAUAAGUUGGGCCGGAGACAUCAGUACCACAUUCGUGCCUACGAUCCCAAAGGGGGGCUAGACAAUGCUAGACGUCUGACCGGCCACCACGAAACCUCCAACAUCAACGAGUUCUCUGCCGGUGUGGCAAACCGUGGCGCCAGCAUCCGCAUCCCACGUUCAGUGGGUCAAGACAAGAAGGGCUACUUUGAGGAUCGCCGACCCUCAGCCAACUGCGACCCCUAUGCUGUUACAGAAGCUUUGAUCCGUACCUGUUUGCUCAGUGAAGAGGGAGAUGCGCCAGUAGAAUACAAGUGAACAAUUGGACUGACCCUUCCUCCUCCCUCCUCUUCUCCACUAGUUUAAGCUUUCAGGGAUAGAAGGGUCUCCUGUAUUUUUAGUAUUGUACUGUCUGUGGCUUUACUGAAGCCUUGUGUCUUGUAUUUUAAGUUGACUGGUCAAUCAGAUACAAGAGAGCACCGUAUGAAUCUGUUUGAAAACUUAGAGAAAUAGGAAGGAUGUUGGAUCGUUUUAGAAAUCCAAACGGGGACGUAUGCAGGCUUGCCUUGCCGUAC